AUGGAAGAAAUAUUUUCUUCCAUCAAUGUUGAUCAGGGAAGAUUGUGCGUCUUAUCUUACGUGACAGUCCCAGUUAUGCAUCCUUCAUGGUCUCCAACUGUUUUGAGCAAAAAUGGUGCCUAUAUGACCGCCAUGGUGAGGUAUGCGGCUGGCAUUACUGGGUUCACAAUUGUAGCAUGCUCGCGGUUCUUGACGGAUGAAACAGGCGCCUACUCCAAGAACAGAGACCUCAACGAACCUGGAUUACAGUUCGGUGUCCUUGCACAGGUAACAUUCCCCGGAGACUUGUCGCCUUGCUUCAAGGAUGAGUUUAUUCGAUUGUAUCCGACGAAAGAUGUUAGCUUUACUUAUGUAUUUGUGCAGCUCGAGAGAUCACAAAGGAUUGCGCAACCGAUGUCUGACAUCGAAAAGGGCUGUACAUUAUCCCUGUCUCCGAUACAAAUCACGAUUAUGAAUGUAAUGCUAACUACUUUAGGUACAUAUACUUACAUUACCCCGCAUCUUAAGCCAUCCUCACAAUAA
Molecule: messenger RNA, 522 nt
Organism: Fusarium graminearum PH-1
Lineage: Eukaryota; Fungi; Ascomycota; Sordariomycetes; Hypocreales; Nectriaceae
Exons: 1
Coding region: 1-522 (173 amino acids)
Source: RefSeq, a predicted model, not a curated record